Messenger RNA from Talpa occidentalis (Iberian mole), 4695 nucleotides. It is a transcript of the gene RNF141, whose product is annotated as ring finger protein 141. Gene Ontology annotation, molecular function: ubiquitin-protein transferase activity. The record is from RefSeq and is a predicted model, not a curated record. The transcript is spliced from 6 exons. Gene Ontology annotation, biological process: protein autoubiquitination. NCBI's taxonomy places the organism in Eukaryota, Metazoa, Chordata, Mammalia, Eulipotyphla, Talpidae. The coding region runs from base 128 to 820 and encodes 230 amino acids.
CUGCGCCGCCUCCGCCCACGGAUCUGAGCGGCUGGCUGGGCGGCGCGGCAGCUGCCGGAAGCGCGAUGCCGUGAACCUGGGGUACAAUGUGAAACACACUCUGGAUUUCAAAUAACACCAUUUCAUCAUGGGACAGCAAAUUUCGGAUCAGACUCAAUUGGUUCUUAACAAGUUACCAGAAAAAGUAGUAAAACAUGUCACAUUGGUUCGAGAGAGUGGCUCCUUAACUUAUGAAGAAUUUCUUGGGAGAGUAGCUGAACUUAAUGAUGUAACUGCUAAGGUGGCUUCUGGCCAGGAAAAACAUCUUCUCUUUGAGGUACAACCUGGAUCUGAUUCCUCUGCCUUUUGGAAAGUGGUUGUACGGGUGGUUUGUACCAAGAUUAACAAAAGCAGUGGCAUUGUAGAAGCAUCACGGAUUAUGAAUUUGUAUCAAUUUAUUCAGCUUUAUAAAGACAUCACAAGUCAAGCAGUAGGAGUUUUAGCACAGAGCUCUACUUCUGAAGACCCUGGUGAAAACUCAUCAUCUGUAACGUCUUGUCAGGCCAGUCUUUGGAUGGGAAGGGUGAAGCAGCUGACUGAUGAGGAGGAAUGUUGCAUCUGUAUGGAUGGCCGAGCUGAUCUCAUCCUACCUUGUGCUCACAGCUUUUGUCAGAAGUGCAUUGAUAAAUGGAGUGAUCGACACAGGAAUUGCCCUAUUUGUCGCCUACAAAUGAGCGGAGCAAAUGAAUCUUGGGUGGUGUCAGAUGCACCCACUGAAGAUGAUAUGGCUAACUAUAUUCUUAACAUGGCUGAUGAGGCAGGCCAGCCCCACAGGCCAUGACCUUAUACUUUGGUCAUAGGGUAGAAUGCAGGGCCUAUAACAUACAGCACAGAGACCGAAAUCAAUUUUCCCCACCCUGUUAUUUUCACUAUUCUGAAAAUUUGUCCUAUUUCUUUUGAAAAAAUUUCCAUGUCUUCCAUUUAUGGUAAACUAAAAUUUGCUACUGUUUAAACUAUGUUUUCCUGUUAUAUAGCUGUUCUAAUACAUAUUAGAACUAAAUGCUCUUGAAUCCUUUGCUGAGGUAAAAGCAACAUUUUUAGAGGCUUCUGAAACACUGUUUUUCAGAGCAGGAGUACUUGGGAAUCUUUUUAGUUAUGUGUAAAGUAAACCUUGAAUGUGAAAAAGCUGUAACCAUCUAAGAAAAUUUUAAAUGACUGAAAAUGUAGAGUACAUCAAUGUGCAUGUUACUACUUAAGUCUUUCUGCUGGAAUCUAAGGAGUAUGUUUGCCCCCUUGUGGUUAAUUAUUGCUCCUUUAAUAAUUUUUACUUGAAAUGAUCCACAGUUAUUUCUUAACUCUAGCAGUGUGUUUUGGAACUACAUACUUUUUACUUAAAAGCCUUUUUUUCCCCAUGCUGUAUAAUUUGGAUGAAGACUAUAAAGUUGGGCAUGGCUGGCUUGUAACGGGAUUCCUGCUGGGGAAUCUUCUUGGCUGUACUGGAAGUGCUUUCCCAAACUUCUUAAAUCACUUUUGAUAAGUCUUGUGCAUCUUUGAUUUUCAGAAGGAAAUUUUUCUUCAUUAUAGAUCCUACAUUUUUUUAUGUCCAAUUGUGAAGUCAUUCAAUAUUGAUUUAUGGUGCUUUUAUUUUCUUAACUUAAAGGAAUCUUUCUGAGGUCUCAGAGUCUUCAAAUUUUUUAGAUUAAGAGAAGAGAAAAUAGGGUAUAGCUUUUUAACCAUGUAUAAACAAAACAUCUCUCUGAAAAUUAGGAGAUAAUUUGGCUUUCUUACUUUUUCACUAUACUUCCUUUGAAAUACUCUGAAUGAGUAUAGUCAUAAUGGAAUUAUGAUAUUCAAUAGCACUUCAACCAUUUUUUAAAAUUUUGCUUAUAAAGUAAAAUUUUUGUUUUAUGUUAAACAUUAAAAUUGCAACAUAUAAUAAAACUUGGACUUGAUGUCUCCUUUAAAAAGUACAUUAACAGUCCAUAUAACUUUUCUGACGUAUUCUUGAUAAGUUGCAAAUAAUAUUUUUUUCCUAAGUACCAAAGUAUGUGAUUUAAAUUGCUGCUUAUUGAUGGCAGAAUUUGGGGGUACUAGCAUUUUAAAAUAAUAUAGGCAUGCAAAUAAAAUAAUGAUGUGAUGUUUAACGAAAGGUAGCUUGAUUUCACCCCAAAACUAUUGCUAACUAAUUGGUUGACAUUCAUGAUGGGGCAGCUCAGUACUAAACAGUCUGGAUAUUUAUGAAAGCAGAGUUCUAGGAACUCUAUCAUAGCAAUGUAGCAAUGUACCUGAUGAUUGUUUGACCUUGAAAAGGUCCCUUCCCUCUAGUUUGUAGGUUCCUACAUUAGAAACUGAGACUUUAGUCUGUGGUUUUCACUUUAUUUUAGCAGUAGAAUUUUUUUUCAAGUAAAAUCUUACUCAUAAUCCCUGCGUACAUAUGCGCUCGCACACACUCCCUAAGCCACUAUAUAAAAGUCAUAGUCAAAUAAAUUUCCCUAUAUAAACUUUAUAUAAUAAAAUAACAUGUUAUUAAGUCAACCAGUGAAAACAUGCAUUAAUGCAUUGGUGAUAUCCAGUGUAUUAGAAUUUGGUGGGAACACAGUUAUGAGAGCUGUUUUUAAAUUAACUUUUUAAAAAAUUAAAUUCAAGUCAACUUUGCAGAACUCUGUUUCCUCCUUGGACUCUUAGUAUUCCUUGGAGCAUAUUUUGAAAAUCUUAGGAUAAAUAAUCCUUCUGAAAUUUUACCAGCUCUAUGAUUUUAAAUUGUCCUCCUAGAUUAGACUUGCUAAGUCUAAUUCAGAUAGCCUAAUUGAAUACAGUUUCUGAAAAUGAACAAAAUUGCUUUAUAGAUUAUUGGAUCUUUCCAGAUAUAGCCAAUGAUUUUAUCCCCCAGAAUCAGUCACCUUUCAAGGAAUUAUUUAACAUUAAGCCCAGUAACUUAAUAUUGCCCGAACUUUUUUAUUUUCCAAUAUGAGCUCCAAGACACUAACUGAUCUACUGUGAAAAAGAAAAUGUUCUCAUUAGCCUUAUCUAAUAAAUAAGCACAGUUUUUGCUUAUUCCAUUAAACUGGGUGAUAAUUCUUUAGAUGUGAGUGUUAGGUAGGUUCCAUUGUAAUAAUUAAUUAUAAAAGUUGUAAAUUUGUUUAAUGGGUGAAAUAAACUUUUUGUAUUCUGUACAGCUUGUCUUUUUUAAAUAUGAAGUAUUUAAAUGCACUUACUAUGAUAGGAGAUAUAAUGUGUGCCUUCUAGGAUUUGUGAAAUGGUUUCAUGAACUAUAAGGAAUUUGUUUUGUAAGUUAACAAGUUUUCCUGACCCUAACCCAGUAACAAAGGGUUUACUCAUGUUAUAAUGCUAUAGAACUUUAGUUUAGAGAAAUGGACAUGUCUAUGUACUGAAUUUAGAAGUUGAGAAUGGCAUCUGUUUACUCUUAGGACAAACUGAUAUAUUGUGCAAUAAAUAAUCUUUAGCAAGUAAAUUUUAGCUAACAGAAGAGAUUUUUUUCUUAUGUAGUUUCACAUUCUUAUAACUAAAUGUUUGUAUUUCUUAGAGGACUGUUUUAAAUUGUGCAGUGGGGAUUGUGGUGUUUCUGUGCUAUGUUUUAAAAUUCAUUUCAAAUUGGACUCAAUUUCUUAAUACCUAAUAUAUAUCUAAAGUAAUAAGGCUGCUUAAAGAUAGCAGUGACCUUUAACACUGAUAAGUUGGAUUCAUUAAAAGGCAGUCCAAAAAAUUUUCAUGUUUAGCUGUUUUUUUUCUUCAUUAAGUCAAGCUUUGCCUAAUGAGGAAUAAGGAAACUACUUGGAGAUUAGGGAAUCUCCAAUCACAAAUCAGCUGAUCACCUUUACUUAUGAUGGGCAAUACAAUGACGAUAUAAUAUAAAUGGUGACAACAGACUUUCAUUAGUUUUCCUGUUUUUUUACUCAUACUCCAUCAUAGGGUAAUUUUGUAAAAUCAUUUCCAAGAUAAUUAGAGAAGUAUCUUAGAAUCUUAGUUCUGAGAAUAAGAAAGCCAUUUAUAAGAAGGAGCGGCAGUUUUUAAUUAAAUUUACUGAUAUAUAUCAUCAUGAAGAAAUAUACAUUUUGUUAUCAAAAGACAUAAAAGCCUCCUCAGAGAUGUAUUUUGAUAAUCUUGCAGCUAUUUAUAGUUUUACUUUCUGGCAGCCUCUGUCUUUCCAAUAUAAUAUUUAGAGGUUGAGGAUGUAAAAAUUUCCAAUGAACUAUAUUUGUUUGAUUUGUGUUCCUUCUAUUGUAGUUGUUAAUUUGUUCUUUAUAACAGUUCAAGUAUAGACUACUUGGGCAUAUUGCCAUCAUAAUUACAUUCAGUGUACCUCAAACCCAGAGGAAGAGGGAUGUUUUUUCACCAGUGUAUCACUCAUGUCAGAGAGAAAGCCAGAGGGAUAUGCUCUGAACUCUGCUUUAAUCCAAAAUAAGAGGAAGUAGUGGUCUAGGAAAGGCCUCGGUAAAUACCAACCCAGGAACUGUGAUUUGUUUUCAUGUGUCAAAGAGCAAUGGAAUUGAUCAUUUCAAUGAUGCAGGUUGAAUUAAACCAUAACAUGAACUUGAUCCUUUUAGACUAAGGGAUGACUAUGCCUCAAAAACUGUUCUUUCAUGCAGGGGAGGAGGAGGAGGGAGGAGCACAGGGAACUGAGGUGAUGGUGCACGGGUGCAUUGGUGAAGGAAACUCAGGGACUACACCUGAGGAGGUGGGGGGAAGCAAAUAUUG